Molecule: messenger RNA, 1425 nt
Organism: Strongyloides ratti
Lineage: Eukaryota; Metazoa; Nematoda; Chromadorea; Rhabditida; Strongyloididae
Product: Cytosolic non-specific dipeptidase
Exons: 1
Coding region: 1-1425 (474 amino acids)
Biological process (GO): proteolysis
Molecular function (GO): metallodipeptidase activity
Source: RefSeq, a predicted model, not a curated record
AUGACUAACAAUAUUGAUAAACUUUUCCAACAUAUUGACUCUAAAAAAAGUCAUUAUAUUGAAAGAUUACGUAAAGCUGUUGAAAUACCAUCUAUAUCUGCUGAGGCUGAACAUCGUAAGGAUGUCUUUAAGAUGAUUGAUCAUGCACAAAAAGAAUUAGAAAAUCUUGGAGCUAAAUGUGAAAAAAUUCCAAAUGGAAAACAAACAUUACCUGAUGGUCAAGUUCUUGACUUACCACCAGUAUUAUUUGGUACAUAUGGAAAUGAUUCUAAAAAAAAGACACUUCUUGUUUAUGGACAUUUAGAUGUUCAACCAGCUAAAAAAGAAGAUGGAUGGGCUACAGAACCAUUCAAAUUAAUUGAAAAAGAUGGUAAACUUUAUGGACGUGGAUCAACUGAUGAUAAAGGACCAGUUCUUGGUUGGAUUAAUGCUUUAGAAGCUAUGCAAGAACUUGGUAUUGAAUGUCCAGUUAAUAUUAAGUUUGUUCUUGAAGGAAUGGAAGAGAGUGGAUCAGAAGGAUUAGAUGAAAUAUUAAUUUCUCAUCAAAAUACUUUCUUAAAAGAUGUUGAUUUUUCAUGUAUCUCUGACAAUUAUUGGUUAGGAAAAGACAAACCAUGUAUUACAUAUGGUUUAAGAGGUGUUUCAUAUUAUUGCAUUGAAAUUCAAGGUGUUAAACAAGACCUUCAUUCAGGUGUUCAUGGUGGUGUUGUUCAUGAAGCAUUAAAUGAUCUUGUUUGGGUAAUGAGUCAACUUGUUGAUAAUAAAGGAAAAAUAUUAAUUGAAGGUCUUGACAAAUUAGUUGCACCAUUAACAAAAGAAGAAGAAAAAUUAUAUGAAAUGAUUGAUUUUGAUGUAAAAUCAUAUGCUGAAGAUAUUGGUGCAAAAAAACUUAUAUCAAUGAAAAAAGAGGAAAUUUUAAUGAAUAGAAUGAGAUAUCCAUCACUUUCACUUCAUGGUGUUGAGGGUGCUUUUUAUGGACCAGGAGCUAAAACUGUUAUACCAUCAAAAGUAAUUGGAAAAUUUUCUAUUCGUACAGUACCUAAUAUGGAACCAAAAGAAGUUGAUAAACUUGUUAUAGCAUAUCUUAAUAAAAUUUGGUCAAAAAGAGGAUCACCUAAUAGUUUUAAAACUAUUCCUCUUCAAGGUGGUCGUUCAUGGGUUGGUGAUACAAAAGAUUCUAAUUUUACUGCCGGAAAAAAUGCUUUAGUAAAAGUUUUUGGUGUUGAACCAGAUUAUACAAGAGAAGGUGGUUCAAUUCCUGUAACAUUAACAAUUGAAGAAUUAACUAAAAAAAGUGUUAUGCUUCUCCCAAUUGGUGCAUCUGAUGACAUGGCUCAUUCACAAAAUGAAAAAAUUAAUGUAUCUAAUUAUAUUGAGGGAACCAAAGUUCUUGCUACAUACAUUUUAGAAUUGGGAAAAGUUUAA